This is a messenger RNA of Dentiscutata erythropus, 151 nucleotides long. Lineage: Eukaryota; Fungi; Glomeromycota; Glomeromycetes; Diversisporales; Gigasporaceae. The record is from the annotation of a GenBank genome assembly.
UACUGAUAUUGAAGUUUUAAAUCUUUUGAUUUCAAAUAUUGCCGGAUUUGAAAUUUUUAAUGCUCCAUUAUCCGAUGAUGCUAAUAAAUUAAUUUAUUAUAGUACAGUUAUCAAUUUAUUAUGUGAAGAUACUCCACAUUUAAUUAUUCAG